Schizosaccharomyces osmophilus is the source of this 1242-nucleotide messenger RNA. RefSeq names its product D-serine ammonia-lyase. Gene Ontology annotation, biological process: D-serine catabolic process. Lineage: Eukaryota; Fungi; Ascomycota; Schizosaccharomycetes; Schizosaccharomycetales; Schizosaccharomycetaceae. The transcript has a single exon. Bases 1 to 1242 code for a protein of 413 amino acids. The record is from RefSeq and is a predicted model, not a curated record. Gene Ontology annotation, molecular function: D-serine ammonia-lyase activity.
AUGUCCUACAUUGAUAAAUUCAGUUCUCGCUACUAUUUACAAGUUGACAAGAAGCAAUUAAAAGAAGCAUAUGUGGGCAAAAGUAUUCAACAAGUUCCUACUCCAGGCUUCGUUAUCGAUAAAUCUAUAUUUAGAAAUAACUGUAAUCGCAUGUUAGAUCGUGCAAGCAGUAUAGGUGUCUCUUUCCGGCCUCAUGUAAAAACUCAUAAAACUUCUGAGGGAACUUUACUACAAUUAGGCAAAGAAAGAACGAAAGCAGUGGUUGUGUCUACAGUGAUGGAGGCGUUUUCAUUAGUACCAUUAAUUCAAGAGAAAAAGAUUGACGAUCUUCUCUACGGUCUUCCUGUGGCUAAAUCUAGAAUUUCUGAGUUGUAUGAGCUAAACAAAAUAGUCCCUAAUUUACGCUUGAUGGUUGAUCAUCCUAAACAGUUAGAAAGUUUACGUGAAUUCUCCUCUAAAACACCUCAAUCAAAACCUUGGUCAGUGUUUAUAAAGAUUGAUAUGGGUACUCACCGAGCCGGUGUUACGAACGAGUCUGAAGUCGUUAAACAUUUGAUAUCCGAAAUCCUCUCUAAUAAAUCCCUGUUCCACUUAUUCGGGUUUUAUUGUCACGCAGGACAUUCCUAUGCCUCCAAGUCUUUGGAUGCUGCUUCCGAAUUCUUGUAUGAUGAAAUCCGCGCAGCUAAUCUUGCGGCUGACUUUGCAAUUUCAAUCGACCCUUCUUUAUCCUUGACACUGUCGGUUGGCGCUACCCCUACUGCUCAUUCCGUUAGUCUUAAAGUAAAAGAGUUGAUACCCUCAUUGAAUGGAAAGCUCGAGCUUCAUGCCGGGAAUUAUCCUAUGAACGAUGUUCAACAAAUGACAACCAACUGUAUAAAAAAAGACGAUGUUGCCGGAUGCGUAUUUGCAGAGGUUCUUAGUAAUUAUGCAGGAAGAAAUGGAGAGCCUGGAGAAGCACUCAUGAACGCUGGGGUUAUUGCAAUGUCUCGCGAAACUUCUCCGGAAGGUGGUUAUGGAAUAGUGAUUACUCCUGAAUUUGAUAAUUUUUAUGUUGACAGGUUGAGUCAAGAACACGGAAUCUUAAAGUCGAAAAAUCCAAAAGCUGCUCUUCCCGAGCCAGCCCAAUUUCUUUCUAUCAUACCCAACCAUUCUUGUAUUACUGCUGCUGCAUUCCCCUGGUAUUACAUAACUGAAGGUUCCGACAUUAUCACUGAUAUAUGGGUCCCUUGGAAAGGUUGGUAA